AUGGAAAAGGUUGUGAUUAUAGGAAGUGGGCCAGCAGCAUACAAUGCGGCACUGUACACGAUGAGCAGAAGUCCACUACUAUUUGAAGGGGGAUACAUAGGAAACAAUGGUCCUGGAGGGCAGCUUACAACAACAACAGCGGUGGACAACUAUCCUGGAUUUCCUGAUGGAAUAGAAGGGCCCGUGCUUACUAGCCUGAUGAAGGAUCAUGCAGUUUCACAGGGGCUUCGGGUGGCCAAAGAGACGAUCUCUGACAUAAGGAAGAGGGACGGGGUAUUUGUGGUUGUCAGUGAGAAGGGGGAAUACAGGGCCGAGGCUGUGAUUGUUGCGACGGGAGCCUCGGCAAGACGGCUCUUUGUUCCUGGAACUGGGGAUGAUGAGUUUUGGCAAAAAGGUGUAAGUUCUUGUGCUGUGUGCGACGGGUUUAUCUAUAUGAACAAGAUAACCUGCGUAAUUGGGGGAGGAGAUGCAGCUAUGGAAGAAGCACUCUAUCUGUCAGGGAUUGCUAAGAAAGUUUACAUCAUCCACAGGAGAAAUACAUUCCGCGCAAGAAAUGAUAUGGUUAAAAAGGCCAAGGCAGCAGAAAACAUUGAGAUAAUGACACCCUAUGUCCUUGAGCGUGCCUCGGGGACCAAGAAGGUUGAGGAGAUCAGCAUCCGUAAUGUUGAGACUGGGGAAGUAAAGAUCAUUCCGAUGAACGGGGUGUUCUUUGGAAUAGGGCAUGACCCAAACACUUCGUUCUUGAAGAAUAUAAAUGUGGACCUGGAUCCUAAUGGAUACGUGGUUGUUAAGGACGAGGCCUGCACGAGUAUUCCUGGGCUCUUUGCUGCCGGAGAUGUUUGUGACAAGAGGUAUCGUCAGGCGGUGACGGCAGCUGCUUCUGGCGCGAUCUCCGGGAUGAAAGCAAUGGAGUUCUUGGACAAGAAAUAA
Messenger RNA from Encephalitozoon romaleae SJ-2008, 930 nucleotides. Its product is annotated as thioredoxin reductase. The coding region runs from base 1 to 930 and encodes 309 amino acids. Gene Ontology annotation, cellular component: cytoplasm. The record is from RefSeq and is a predicted model, not a curated record. Gene Ontology annotation, biological process: removal of superoxide radicals. Lineage: Eukaryota; Fungi; Microsporidia; Unikaryonidae. The transcript has a single exon. Gene Ontology annotation, molecular function: thioredoxin-disulfide reductase (NADPH) activity.